AUGCGGAGCCGAGGCUAUAAUGAUCUCCCCGCAUCCGCAACCUCAAUUCAACCUCUUACCAACUCAAUAAUCAGCCAAUAUGUUGAUCAUCGGGCUCACCGGCUCAAUAGCAACGGGCAAGUCAACUGUAUCAAGCAUCCUCUCCAGCCCCCCUACUCCCUCCCAAUAAUCGACGCCGACCUCCUCGCCCGCAAGGUCGUUGAACCCGGCACCGCAGGCUACAAAGCCAUCGUCAACUACUUCGGCCCCAGCACCCCCGACCUCCUCCUAGAUGAUGGCGCCAACCCAAGCUGUAAACCACUGAACCGACCCGCGCUCGGCCGCCGCGUCUUCGGUAGCACAGAAGAGCGCAAACGCGACCGCCAAGUCCUCAACGGCAUCGUUCACCCCGCCGUUCGCUGGGAAGUCUACAAAUCCCUUAUCUACCACUAUCUGCGCGGCCAAUGGGCCGUUGUCCUCGAUGUCCCGCUCCUAUUCGAAAGCGGCAUGGAUCUCAUCUGCGGCACGGUCAUCGUGGUUGGUGUCCAUGAUCCGGAGAUCCAGAUGGCUAGGCUGCGCGCCCGCGACGCGCAUCUUACCGCCGAGGACGCGGAGAAUCGCGUUCGCAGUCAGGGUGAUGUGCGCACGAAAGCGACGCAGGCUGAGUUCCGGGGGACUGCCACCGCGCGCGGGGUCGUUGUGUGGAAUGAUGCUGAUAAAGCGGAGUUGGAGGUUGCGGUCAAGAGGGCUAUGGGGAGUAUUGCGGCUUCUAGUCCGAGGUGGUGGGCGUGGGCGUUGUUGGCUGCGCCGCCGGUUGGGUUUGGGGUUGCUGCUUGGAACCUGAUUGUGAAUUUUGCGACCAAGAAGGGGUGGGAGAGGAAGAAGCAGGAAGAGAAGGCGAAGCUUUGA
Messenger RNA from Penicillium soppii, 888 nucleotides. RefSeq names its product putative dephospho-CoA kinase. The transcript has a single exon. Lineage: Eukaryota; Fungi; Ascomycota; Eurotiomycetes; Eurotiales; Aspergillaceae. The record is from RefSeq and is a predicted model, not a curated record. Gene Ontology annotation, molecular function: dephospho-CoA kinase activity; ATP binding. The coding region runs from base 1 to 888 and encodes 295 amino acids. Gene Ontology annotation, biological process: coenzyme A biosynthetic process.